AGACACGUAAGAGUCGUGCCGCUGAAACCAACCGUAAUUACCGUCCACACAUUGGAAUUGUUUUAUUUGGGUCAAACGUCAUAUGACACAAACUCCGUUUAGAGAUUACUUCGACGAAAUGUCGAAAACAUUUUCAAUGUAACAUACUUUUAUCAUGAAAUGAAGUGCGUACCGCUUUAAUAACUUCUUCGUCAUCAUAGAGGGCGUAGUCAUACCUUGAGAUUGACACAAACCAGGUCCAAUAGGAUGAAAGAAUCGUGUCUUUUUGUGUGUUUAUAUCCAAUCAGACGGUUAUGGGUGUAAACAGAGUGUACCGGUUGUGCAGUCAUGGCUCCAUAUGCUGGAGUCGUAACCUUGAUAUUUUAGCCUCUUCGUUUGUGACAAUCCCACAACAGCAACAUGCAGGCUGCAAUGGACAUCACGGCAAAGUACUGCCAUAAGGAAAUGGAGGAAUAUGGGUCAUGUGUGGCUUCCAACCCAUCAACAUGGCAGCAAACGUGUCAUGAACUUAAGAUGAAGGUUGCACAGUGCACGUCAUCACAUCCGGUGAUCCAGAAGAUCAGAGAAGACUGUUCCAAGGAGUUUGUGGAGUUUGAGCGUUGCCUGAGAGAAAACCAGGACAAACCUGCCUCCUGCUCACCACACGUGGCUCGCUUCCUUGGCUGUGCAGAGACCGUGGACCUCAGUGGAGUGGGCCUGGAUCAGAGUCAAAUAUUAAGCCGGAAUGUUGUCACUCCCACACAAACUCUCCUGACCACUCAAUGAGUGAAACAUAGGGAGUCUGGGAAGAAUGAAGGAGGAGGAGGCUGUCCACCUUUUAAUCAACAAUACUAGUGAGAGAGACAGAGGGAGGAUGUUGAGUCAAGAGCCCUGUGACCACUGAGCAGAACAGGCCUUUUCUGGUUCAAUUAUUAAAGCACUGAAGGGGGUCAUGGAGGGGGGAAACAUUCAUUCUUUUCAAGUGUAAUAAAUACCUCCCUGCUUCAUAUGA
Molecule: messenger RNA, 991 nt
Organism: Solea senegalensis (Senegalese sole)
Lineage: Eukaryota; Metazoa; Chordata; Actinopteri; Pleuronectiformes; Soleidae
Product: coiled-coil-helix-coiled-coil-helix domain-containing protein 5-like
Exons: 4
Coding region: 400-765 (121 amino acids)
Source: RefSeq, a predicted model, not a curated record